This is a messenger RNA of Trichoderma atroviride IMI 206040, 309 nucleotides long. NCBI's taxonomy places the organism in Eukaryota, Fungi, Ascomycota, Sordariomycetes, Hypocreales, Hypocreaceae. The record is from RefSeq and is a predicted model, not a curated record.
UUCAGGACUAUCAAAGAGCUGCUGGAAUCAAUGCGAGAUGCGAUUAAAGCACACCAGUCCCUCUAUGUAACUGGAAACAUCCUUCAUCGUGAUAUUUCUUCAAAUAACAUCAUUAUCACGGACCCUGCAACAGCAGAUGGUUUCAAGGGCAUGCUCAUCGACCUUGGCCUGGCCAAAAUCAGAGAUAGCGGCCCGAGCGGAGCACGACAGCAGACCGGCACGAUGCAGUUUAUGGCGGUGGAAGUGCUACGCAUGGUUGAUCACACAUAUCGCCAUGAUCUGGAGUCUUUCUUUUAUGUCUUGCUUUGG